AUGGGGACCCAUGAUUUUGAUGGUUCUGAACUUGACAACAAGACAACUUCACUUCAUGAUCAGUUCUCGACACAGUUAUCAUUAUCUAGUUCCAAUGACGGCGAGGAGAUUGCAACUUCUUCAUGUCCUGACAAGCAGUUUCAUUUGGCCAUCCAUAAUCUGUCCCUAAAAAGUUGUAAACAGGAUAAAACCGAGGAGGAUGCAGUUAAAUGGAGGCUUGAAGAGAAAGGUUUCCCCUUUGUUUUUUCAGACUCGGAAUGGGGUGAUUCUUCAUAUGAAAAUUCUCUCAGCGAACAGUCAUCUACAAUCAGUACCCCCAGUACGCCAUUCACUGUACAGUCGGAUGCUCAGUCUGAGGAUCUUGACAGAACAGAUAUCUGGGUUUCUUCUUUAGAUCUUGAAGCUGAGGAUUCUGCCUUGCUGCCAGACAAGGAACAGCUUCCAGAUGUACUCGGUUUUGAUUUCCCCAGCCCUUCUUUCAGUGCAAUCAGAAGCCUCCAGUUUGGUCCUUCCAGUUACAGUACAGGAAUAUUGCAGAGCAAAGAAGCCAACGACUCUGAUGGGCCAAUAUUCUGGCCAUUUGAGCGCACUUCCUACAACAGUCCUGAAUUUGACAAAUUUCUGAGUGUGUCGCCUCGUAGAAACACAAUGGAUCUCGGGUAUGCUGAAGUUCGUCACUUGAAUCCAGUGUUGCAGAGGCUCCGUAAGAGCACACUAUCUUCAGUGAAGAAGUGCAUUGAACUGCGUCAAGGGAUUAGCAAUUCAGGCGCAAAAGGAAGCAUGGCCUCCUCCGAAGAGAAGAUUCAGAAGACGCCUGCAGUUCCCUCCAGGUUAAGCAGGAUAACAAAAGCAUCUGCACCCUCUAGUUCCAGCCAUCAUCAGAUGCCGAGCAUGUGUCAGAAAAGAAGGCCGCCUCACUUGAAACUUGGUGAUCCAAGAAAGAUUAGCUCUCCACAGUUGCAGGCAGAUCAGUCUGCUAAAAAGAUUGAAGCAUCAUCAGACGUCCAGAAACUAGCGGAUAAGAAGAGUUGGAUUGAAGAGUUGAUUGGAUUGGAUGAGUUUGAUGGCCAUGAAGGCAUGGGCUCGGAUUCCUCAGACUACCAAUUUAGUCUGUGGAUAUCUCCAAGAUAG
Molecule: messenger RNA, 1131 nt
Organism: Miscanthus lutarioriparius
Lineage: Eukaryota; Viridiplantae; Streptophyta; Magnoliopsida; Poales; Poaceae
Source: the annotation of a GenBank genome assembly